AUGAAGUUAUCCGCAACAUCGAAAUCUGCCUUCCCUUGGACGCGGGAUUCAUAUCUCCCCGUCUUGACACCAUCUAUUGAGCACAAGCCAUGCCAAUUGCUGGCUACAAGUACUCAUGAUGGCCCGACUUCUCCGCAGUGUCGAGCAUACAUCGCCCGCUUGCGAAGCCCUUCGAUUGCUACGCCCCAAUUGCGUUUAUAUACUUCCACCGUUCCGCCAAGACAACAAGCCUUCCACUCGCAACUCGAGAGCAUCCCAGAUGCUCACAUUCUUCAGUCUUUCCAGAAAGCCGCGGCGCCGACAAAUCCGCAGAACCUUACCGAAAAGAUAUUCCAGCGACACUCCAUUGGGCUCGCUCCAGGAAAGACGGUCAAGGCCGGCGAUUUCAUCUCAAUUAAACCUCACCGUUGUAUGACGCACGAUAACAGUUAUCCGGUCGCAACAAAGGCCAUGAAUCUUGGCCUAACCAAGAUCCAUGAUGGCUCCCAGGUCGUGAUGGCUCUUGAUCACGACGUUCAGAAUAAAUCAGAGUCCAAUAAACGCAAGUACGCGCUGAUUGAGGAGUUUGCUCGUAAACAUGGCACCUUUUUUUACCCUGCCGGCUUCGGAAUUGGACACCAGGUCAUGAUCGACGAAGGCCACGCCUGGCCAGGAACGCUUUGCGUCGCCAGCGAUUCUCAUUCGCCGAUUUAUGGUGGCAUAGGAUGUCUAGGGACUCCUGUCGUGCGCACCGAUGCUGCGGCCAUAUGGGCGACGGGAAGCACUUGGCUACAACACCCACCUGUCGCCAAAGUUACCUUUACAGGCCUACUCCCCUUUGGAGUCACAGGGAAGGACGUGAUUUUAAGUCUCUGCUCCCUGUUCGGUUCCGAUGACGUCUUGAACCACUGUGUGGAAUUCGCCGGAUCCGAACAGACCAUGGCGAGCAUUCCCAUCGAUGACCGUUUAUCCAUCUCUAACAUGUGUACGGAAUGGGGCGCACUAAGCGGACUGUUCCCCGUUGAUGAGACGCUCAUUUCCUGGUAUCGCGCCAAAGCCACCGCUGCAGCCGUGUGCGACAGCCCUGCCAAGGAGCGCUUUAACCACGAGCGAGUCAAGGACAUGGCAGAGAACCGGCUCGUCGCUGACCCAGGGGCUUCGUAUGCUAAAGAGUUCUAUAUCAAUCUAUCCACGCUUUCACCAUGGGUCAGUGGACCUAACUCGCCCAAAAUCGCCAACCCUCUGAAGAACCUUGAAGCUCAGAACAUCAAGAUCGACAAGGCUUAUCUGGUUUCUUGUACUAAUUCUAGAGCAAGUGAUAUAGCCGCUGCCGCCCGUGUUUUCCGCGAGGCUGCCAAGGAUGGCCAGCCUGCUAAAAUUGCUAGUGGUGUUCGCUUCUAUCUUGCUGCGGCCUCCCUCUCCGAGCAGCAGAUUGCGGAGGAAGCCGGUGAUUGGAAGGUCCUGCUCGAUGCCGGUGCUACACAGCUUCCAGCUUCGUGUGGCCCGUGUAUUGGGUUGGGCACCGGCCUGCUUGAGGAGGGCGAAACGGGCAUCUCAGCGUCGAACCGUAACUACCCCGGACGAAUGGGAUCCAAAGAUAGCAAGGCAUAUCUUGCUAGUCCUGAAGUUGUUGCUGCCAGUGCUCUCAAGGGCAGAAUUGCCGGCCCUGGUUGGUAUCAACAGCCAGACGGUGUUGAAAAGGUCAUUAUCGGAGAGGGAAGCGGCGAUUUUGCUGCCGACCAAGCUCGCUCUAUUGAGAGUGCCUUUGAUAAAAUGAUUAAUGAAGUGGAUAGCAUGAUUGCUAUUGCUGAGAAUGGCCAAGACGAGACCACUACAACUGCCGCUAAAGAUGAAGCCUUGACCGAUAUUCUUCCGGGCUUCCCUGAGAAAAUCGAGGGCGAAAUUGUUUUUCUGGACAAUGACAAUAUCAACACGGAUGGUAUCUACCCAGGCAAAUACACGUAUCAGGAUAACCUUCCCAAAGAAAAGAUGGCUGCGGUGUGCAUGGAGAACUAUGACACCGAGUUUACCAAACUCACCAAGCCGGGUGAUGUGCUGGUGACCGGUUUCAACUUUGGGUGUGGAAGUUCUCGUGAGCAAGCCGCCACCGCCAUUCUGGCACGAGACAUUCCUCUCGUCAUCGCAGGAAGUCUCGGGAACAUCUUUAGCCGCAACGGCAUCAACAAUGCUUUGGUCUGUCUCGAAAUGCCCCGCCUGGUUGAGCACCUACGCAAGUCAUUCAAGGACGAUGCGGAGCGACCUCUGACUCGCCGUACGGGCUGGAAGCUUUUGUGGGAUGUGCGCCGCUCCAAGGCUGUGAUUACGGAGAAGGACGGCACCGUCUGGGAGGAAAAGGUGAGCGAACUGCCUCCCAGCGUACAAGAGAUUAUCAGCUUCAAGGGUCUGGAGAACUGGGUCAAGUCCAAGAUUCAGGCGUAA
Molecule: messenger RNA, 2418 nt
Organism: Metarhizium brunneum ARSEF 3297
Lineage: Eukaryota; Fungi; Ascomycota; Sordariomycetes; Hypocreales; Clavicipitaceae
Source: RefSeq, a predicted model, not a curated record